This is a messenger RNA of Salvelinus sp. IW2-2015, 3273 nucleotides long. RefSeq names its product kinesin-associated protein 3-like. Gene Ontology annotation, biological process: microtubule-based movement; cilium organization. Gene Ontology annotation, molecular function: kinesin binding. Gene Ontology annotation, cellular component: axoneme; kinesin II complex; ciliary transition zone. The record is from RefSeq and is a predicted model, not a curated record. Lineage: Eukaryota; Metazoa; Chordata; Actinopteri; Salmoniformes; Salmonidae.
UCAUUUUCUGCUUUGCAUGCUGGGAUGACAGUCUCAAUCCUAGCAACACAAAGCAAAAGCAUAAACGAUGAGAGCUCUACAUUUAGCUAACAAAUYCAGUCGUUCUGUUGAAAUUACUGUGAAAGAACAUUUUAUAUGAGUWUUCCAUUAUUUCCGAAAUGGAAAAAUUGCAAGCAGAAGAUGCUCGGUAUUUGAAAAGGAAAGUGAAAGGGGGGAGUUUGGAUGUCCACCCGACAGAGAAAGCCCUCAUCAUUCAGUAUGAGUUGGAGGCAACUAUCCUCGGUGAGAUGGGAGACCCGAUGGUUGGGGAACGCAAGGAGUGUCAGAAAAUCAUCCGCCUAAAAAGCUUGAACGCCAACACGGACAUUGCCGCCCUAGCUCGGAAGGUGGUGGAGGAAUGCAGGCUCAUUCAUCCAUCUAAACUACCAGAGGUGGAGCAAUUGCUCUUCUACCUGCAGAACCGCAARAAAUCAGACAAACGAGAGAAACACCCGCCGAGAGACCUCGCACCAUUUGAGGGGAUGGAGCUGGAUGAGGAGGCCAACAUCAACAGGAUAGAUCACUAUGUGGAGCUGCUGUAUGAGGACAUCCCAGAGAAGGUCAGGGGUGCCACCCUCAUCCUCCACCUCGCCCGCAACCCAGACAACCUGGAGGAGCUCCUGCAGAAUGAGACGGCCCUGGGAGCCCUGGCCAGAGUUCUGAGGGAGGACUGGAAACAGAGCGUUGACCUGGCAACCACCAUCAUCUACGUCUUCUUUUGCUUCUCCAGUUUCUCCCAGUUCCAUGGGCAGGUGACCCACUAUAAGAUCGGAGCCCUCUGUAUGAACAUAAUUGAACACGAGCUGAAGAGGUACGACCUCUGGCAGGACGAACUGCAGAAGAAAGCGGCAGCCUGUGACGAUGACCAUAAGAACCAGAAUGUGAAGAAGGAGCAUGAGAAAGCCUUCAAGAAGUACCAAGGUCUACUGAUCAAGCAGGAGCAGCUUCUACGAGUGGCUCUGCACCUGUUGUUGAACCUUGCUGAGGACACGCGCACCGAGCUGAAGAUGAGGAACAAGAACAUCGUCCACACCCUGGUGAAGACCUUGGACCGGGAAGACGAGGAGCUGCUGGUGCUGGUGGUCUCCUUCCUCAAGAAGCUCAGUAUCUUCCUGGAGAAUAAGAAUGACAUGGCAGAGACGUAUGCUGUGGAGAAACUGGCCAGGCUGCUGCCCUGUAAGCAUGAAGACCUACUGAACACUACACUGCGCCUGCUCCUCAACCUCUCCUUUGACACAGGCCUCCGCAGCCAGAUGGUCCAGGCUGGACUCAUCCCCAAACUCUCCUCACUGCUAGCUGACGAGAGCCAGAGACAGCUGUGUAUGUGCAUUCUGUACCACAUCAGUGUGGACGACAGAUUCAAGUCCAUGUUUGCCUACACGGACUGCAUACCACAGUUGAUGAAGAUGCUGUUUGAUUGUGGUGAGAGCCCCAUGGACCCUGAGCUAAUCUCCUUCUGCAUCAACCUGGCUGCCAACAAGAGGAAUGCACAGGUCAUCUGUGAAGGUAAUGGUCUGAAGAUGCUGAUGAAGAGGGGUCUGAAGUUAAAGGAUGUUCUUAUCAUGAAGAUGAUCAGGAACUUGUCACAACAUGACGGACCCACCAAGAACCUCUUCAUAGACUACGUAGGUGACUUGGCUGCUCAGACGGGAGUGGAGGAGAGGGAAGAGUAUGUGAUUGAGUGUCUGGGGACCCUGGCUAACCUCACCAUCCCUGACCUUGACUAACUGGUGGCUAAGGAGUACAACCUGGUGCCCUUCCUCAAAGACCGCUCCAAACCAGGCUCGGCAGAGGAUGACCUGAUCCUAGAGGUGGUAAUCAUGAUAGGGACGGUGUCCAUGGGACACUCCUGUGCUGCCAUGAUGGCCAAGUCUGGCAACUCUGCCCUCAUCGAGCUGCUCAACUCCCAACAGGAGGACGAUGAGUUUGUGUGUCAGAUCGUCUAUGUCUACCAGAUGGUGUUCCACCAAGCCACCAGGGAUGUCAUCAUUAAGGACACACAGGCUCCCGCCUACCUCAUUGACCUGAUGCACGACAAGAACGCAGAGAUACGCAAAGUCUGUGACAACACACUGGACAUCAUCGCUGAGUAUGAUGAAGAGUGGGGGAGGAAGAUCCAGAGUGAGAAGUUCCGCUGGCACAACUCCCAGUGGUUAGAGAUGGUGGACAACAGAGCCAUGGGAGACGACGGGGAACCUUUCGUGUACGGAGACGACGGGGAACCUUUCGUGUACGGAGACGACGGGGAACCUUUCAUGUACGGAGACGACGGGGAACCUUUCAUGCACACCGGAGACAUUCUGGAGAGACACGACCUCUUCUACAGUGCAGAUGGGAUCAUCCCAGCAGACAGUACCAUCAGCCCAGAGUUCUUCAUAGACUACCAGAAUGGAGACAUGGGCCAGGCUGGAGGCUUCCCAGGCAGUAUGAAUAUCGAUACGUUUAGACAGUCGACGGUGACCUCUGGACAGCGCCCCGCCACGGCUUCCGGCUUCCGGCCAGAAGAGCAGUUCUUCUACAGCUAGGCUGGAAUCGGCCUCCAGAUCAACCAGGUCAAAUUGGGUUCACUACACCGCACAGACUGAUUCCAGCUAUCUCCCGUGUAGCUCUGUGUAGUGAUGAGUGUCUCAACACUACUACUGUGUGUUUUAACAGCUAGUCGCUUCAAGUGCUCUAUUCCAAGCCCUAGCAGUGAUGAUGUUUCUGUUUUAUUGAAUGCUAACAUUACAUCUUAAGCUACCCAAACGCUUUUCUGGAAAACAAUCUUUUUCUAGUUAAGGUCAUAAAUGGCUAUUUGUUUUGAGCUUUAAUUGGAAUAUAUUUGCAAUAUCUCAAUGUGUUCACUAUAAGUAUGUACCGUAAUACAAGAACACCUGCUUAACUUUAGUCUUAACUUAUACAGGAUGAGCACUGCUUUGUUUCCAUAGGAUGUGUUCCACGCAUUACAUUUCCGAAGUAGAGGUGGUUGGUUGGUAUUGCACAGUGUUAGUCUUAUUCGAAUUGUCCAGCAGCUGCAUGCUGUGACAGUCCUUGUUAUAGGUGACCUCAUUCAUGAGACUGACAGUUUUACUUCUGUUACUUUGCCUUUGUACAAACAUUCAGUAAUUAUGUUUAUUUAACUGUUUUCUUUUAUAUAAAUUAACAAUUUGUUGUGUUGUCUCUUCAUUGUGCCUGGUGCUCAUCAGAACACAUUUUUCUGUGGUGCAAUAUUUAAAAUAAAGUGUUGAAAGUGGA